Molecule: messenger RNA, 3387 nt
Organism: Porites lobata
Lineage: Eukaryota; Metazoa; Cnidaria; Anthozoa; Scleractinia; Poritidae
Source: the annotation of a GenBank genome assembly
AUGAAGUGGACUUUUAAGGAAGAACAUUCCCAAGGUACUAACGUCAAUAAUCCCAACGUUUUCUGCGGUUUUUUGUCCACUCGUUAAACCGAAUGUUUUUGCUUUUGCAGAGUCCCGAUGCCAUGAAUCUGCAAAAAUAAGGUCGAAGUAUCCAGACAGAAUUCCCGUAAGUACUGUAAAUUUUGGUCGAUUUUUAUGUUCGCACAAAGCUAUAUUACUUAUUUUCUUUUUGUAGGUUGUUGUGGAAAAAGCGCCCAAGUCCUCGAUCCAAGAUAUAGACAAGAGAAAAUUCCUCGUCCCUUCCGAUCUGACAGGUAUGAAAAGCAGGAAAUAAAGUCGUUAUUAUGCCCGUAACUAAAAUUUGCUGUUGUGUGCUGUACUUCCUGAAUUUUUAGCUGUUUAGCUGAUUAGGUAACAUGAAAUUCUAUGAGUCUUCACAUAGUUAGAGUACGUUCUAGUAUAAGUGGUAGAUAUUUUAUGAUUAAACGUUUGUCUCUCUUUUACCUUCAAUUCACAGUUGCACAGUUCAUGUACAUCAUCCGAAAGAGAAUUCAACUUCCUCCCGAAAAAGCGAUGUUUCUUUUUGUCAACAAGGUUCUUCCCACAACAAGGUUUGUUUCAAGGCCUUUUUACUUUCUUUUAGGAAAUGUUUUUAGCUUACCACAUUAGUCUAUAUUUGCAACACGUUUGUGUUGAAACUUAAUGUCUUGUGUGGUGGGCUCUUUCAUUUCGCAACGAACGGGUUAUCCUGUGAGAAGUUUGUUUACAGUGUCCGCUCGCUUGUCGACGUUGGAUAUUGGAGUGGCGGAUCUGUCGGAUCUCUCGCUCGUUGUCUAGUUUCAUUUAACCUUUUUGCUCAAAUUUUGCACAAGUUUAAAAGUUUAUAGAACAAUGACGCAAGUCAUGCGUCUGUUGAGUAUUGAAACUGUCUGGAAAGAGAAAUUGGCUUUAAAUUUUAUGCCCAAGUUUCCUUUCAGUUUUGCAAUUUCCAAAUGCUGGCGGGGUACUACGUGACUCGGGUAUAACUGGUAAAGCUACGAAAAAUAUUUGUCAAAAUGAAUGCUAAAUAUCGUUAAUUUGGAAUGAAAGCGACAGGGGCUUGCCAUAAAGAUAUUUAAAAAUAAGCUUAUAAUAUUCUAGCUAUUGAAGUUUGUUACAGACAUUUAUGCCCAUGAAUGUCAAAAUGUCGUUUCGUCGUAACAUGUCUUGCCGGCCCGAAUUUCGUGGUGACUUUUUUUAAGAAGAUUUUACAAUGGACAUUGACUUUGUGGUCUCCUCGAACAGAGUAAAAGUAAAAAUAAAGGGAGUGGUUUGUUUCGAGCCAAAUAUACACAAAAUUAACUGGUGACCUAUAUUUAAUUGGGUUUUUAAAGCUCUGGUUCAAGCCGAUAUUGAAAUUGACAACACAUUUAUUCGUGACUUAAGACUUAUUGUUAACCCCUUGUGAGGUUCAUUGAAAAUGAAUUUGUGUUUCUUUAUGUUAGGUUUUUUUUUCUUGCAUCACGUAAAGGAAAAGUUGUAAUAUGCUGAUGACAUUAUUGAUUUUGCCUUUAAAUGAGGGAGAAUUUUCAUGAUAAAUAAGGCUAGUUAACACUGAAUUGUGUGCGUCUUAUCGUGAACAAGUGGAUCUGUGGUUUUAUCUUGCCAAUUCCUCAUACUAUUUAGGGACCCUUUAUCACUGACUUGGUAUUGUAAAAUUACUUCCAAAAUGUGUUGCUUAAUCUCACCUUUGACUUAUUACCCAACAGUUACACUGCUAUUGCAUUCUAACCGUUCACUCACUUCGUUCAUGAAAGUCAAUAUACUCAUUAUAAUUUAAUUAUAAUGAGAAUAGUGACUUUUAUGAAAAAAGUAAAAUGAAUGACAAAAAAUUAAAUGGUACUGCACUGCAGAAGACUCUGUUUCAGUGGCCACUUGUGACUAAACUGAAAUUUUACACUGACUCCAUGAAUCUGAGAGUUAAUUAAUUAAUUAUUAAUUUUUAAUAUUAUUAAUGUCCUUGCUUACAGACACCCUGUUAAUUGCUAUUCUCCAUGUAUAUAAAACUUUCGAUAAAAGGCCACAUGGAGAUCACAAUUUGCAACUUUUUGCACUGAGUCAUCGAUAAUAGUGGGGAAAUUUUGAGAUCAACCAUGUAUAUCUAGAUUAACAUCAUUAAAACACACAAGAGUUCAUGAGAAGUCAUGAGAGUUCUGAAAGUAAUGGCCAUGAUUACUUUUGGAAUAACCAGUCCAAAGUGGCUGCAACUUUCAAGGUUACAAUGCAUGAGUAAUAGACCAAUAUUAUUUCAGUUUACAGUGGAACCCCACCAUACAACCACCUCGUUAUUAUAUUCAUAUUCUUUCAACCCAAAUGUGAAAAUCACUGAAUUAUUUUAUUACUUGAAGACCCUGUUAGUAAUGUGAUGACCUCAUUAUUACGACCAGGAUUUUAUGGCCCAAUAAUGGUCACAUUGACGGAGUUUCACUGUAUUAUUAAAAUUUACAAAUGUAUUGUUCUUGAAUCCCUUAACCUGAAAGCUGAUUUCUUUUUUUUUUAUUCCCCCCAAGCAUUUAGUUUUAAUACAUUGAAAUUGGUCCUUUGGAAAACACUUAUAAGUGGGAAAAAUUGAAAUUAUUAAAGUUCCUGUUCAAAUUGCUGAAAGGGAGGCUUUUAGGAAAUUUUCCUGUUCCAAAUCAUUGUACAGCCCUGGUCAAAACAUCUUGGGACACUUGAGGAAAUUAGGCACAGAGAUGCUCUUUGCUAAAUUAAAUCAUAUUCUACUAAUGUUUUAAGAGCCUGUAUCUACUGUCCCCUCUCCCCCAGGCAGUGUUGAUUGGAUCUAGGGGGAGGAGGACAAAGGGAAAAAUUAAUGUAUCAUUUUGAUGAACAAUUACAUUAGUGUCCCAAGACUCAGUCUUGACCAGGGUUGUAGAUAGAGCUCUCAUGAAUUGAAACAAUGCUUGUUAGAGCGAGCCACUUCCAUUCUCUUUGUUUAUAUUAAGAAAUACAGUGUAAUAAUAAAUGUAAAGCUUGUUCAAUGUUAUGGCACUGCAUUUGGUGGUACACAUUGUGUUAGUUAGGGCAGAAGAAAAGAAAGGUCCAAAAAUUGAUGUUACUUUUGGAUGGGAAGAGAGAGGGGGUGUGUGGGUGACUAAAAAAUUGGUUACUUUCAGGGAACGGGGUCUAGUAUGUGAACUCUACAGUAUUUAGGCUUUCUUACCAUAUUCUUAACCUUUGUAAUCAUGUACUGGGAUUUUCCUCAGAAAUGAUACACUACUGAUAUUUGGCCUAAUUCUGCUUUGUUUAUUUCUUAGCUCAACGAUGGGUGCUAUCUAUGAGGAACAUAAAGAUGAAGAUGGCUUCUUGUACAUUGCCUACAGCGGAGAGAACACCUUUGGAAUGUGA